AUGGAAUAUCCACAGCCGCAAGCCCGCCCCACGGCUACUGCAAUGAAGGUUGCCAGAAUCGGGGUGCGGGGAUCUCCACCGAUCAUUAUGAACGCGACCCUCAAGCCUCCAACGGUCGACAAGCUACAAGUCAAGGUCCUCGCCGUGGGCAUCUCCCAGCAAGUCCGAAACCGAGUCAACGCAGACCAUCCCAUGACCAGAUCCUGGCUACUGCCCUUCGACCCUAGCAUGGAUGGUGUCGUUCAACAUGAAGCCACCGGCGACCUCUACUACGUCCUUCCCCGCGGACCACGACUCCUAGCCGAGCGCAUCAACGUCCGCAGACGCGACCUCUUGAAGCUUCCCACAUAUGUCGACCCCGUCAAGGUCGCCGGGCUCACCGGUGCCUGGUUAACCAACUGGGCCAUCUUGAUGGCCUGCACCCGACGCAAGGUCGUCAUAAUCGGCGCUACUACCUGCGACGGCCGUGCCGCAGUUCAGAUUGCUCGCUAUCUGGGAGCCUCCGAGGUCAUCGGCUUCUCCGAUGACGAAGACGCUCUCGCAAGGGUCACAGGCCUCACUACCCGCGCCACGCUGGGCAACCCCGAACAAUUCCCCAAAAUCAAAAAUGUCUCAUUCGUGAUCGACUUCAUCGGGAGCGAGAAAAGCGCUGAAGUCCUGGCUCGGCUCAACCCAGGUCCGAUUCUUUGCGAACUACAGUACGUGCCUGCCUGGGGGCCUCGUGGAGGUGAGCCAUUCUUUAUGGACUUCAACCUCUCGACCGAGAAGGGGCUGCAAAUCAUCGAUCCUGCGCUGUUAAGCUGGCGUCUUACGACUCAGCAGAACUGGCCGAAGCUGCGUUUUGCUCUUCAAAUGAUGGCGAGAAUUCAACACAUUCCAUUUGAGAUUGUGGAGAAGCCCAUGACGGAGGUUGCGGAGGUCUGGAAUCAUGAGGACUUUAAGAGUUUGAAUAAGGUACUUGUUCUAGUUCCUUCCAAGAAAUAA
Molecule: messenger RNA, 984 nt
Organism: Penicillium brasilianum
Lineage: Eukaryota; Fungi; Ascomycota; Eurotiomycetes; Eurotiales; Aspergillaceae
Source: the annotation of a GenBank genome assembly